CCCGUGGCGGUGCGGUGCGGUGCGGUGGAGUUCCAUCGAAACGAUCCACGAAACGAGAGCCUGUCAGAAUCCCACCGGGGGACCGAGAAACAACAAUUUCCUCGUCGAUGCGAGUUGGUAGAACUCGUGCUUUCAUCAAUACCCUGCCGUGCGAKUGCUUCCCCMGGAGGUGCGCAUUGCUGUCUGAGAGGAUCGUUCCGUUCCAUCCCAGCAACACACUCCCAAGCCAGUCGCCAGUCGGAAACCAACGACGCAAGCAAAGAAUUCGUUGUUGCGUCGAAUCGCAUCGCAUCGAAUCGCAUCGCACCGGAACAGAAACGAACAACAAGGAACAGAAACGAAUCAAAACGGCACAGAACGGAGCGACCGAUUCGCUGAUCGAAAAGAUCCAUCGAGCCCUCGAUGGUGGAAAUGAGCUCGAGGUUUGCCCUCCCGCCCGUGAUCCAGAGGUUCGGGAGGUGCGGGAGGCCGGAGCCCCUGCCGCCGAAACCCGGAGGAGAGGCGAGCCCGGAACAGACCGCCGGGGAGCGGCCGGGCAGCGACCAGCAACAGCGGAAGCAUCCCCCGGCGUUCCCCGGGGCCGCCCGCGACGCAAAGGGARCCGGGGAGCGGGUCCGGACCUUUGUCCACGGGAUCGUCUCGCCCUUCGCGGCGUGCUGGCAGCCCUCGGUGGCGGGGACCUGCGGGACCUGCGAGCCGACCGAGAAGGCCUUCGAGGCCAAGCCGGCCCUCGUGACGCCCCUGGCGGGCCGCCGCCGCCCGGGRACGGAAGCRGCGGGAGCCACCGAGCGCGAGYUCGAGGCCUAUCGCUACCCCCGGUACCCCCACCCCCGGUACCCCCAUCCGCGGUCGCCCGGCCGGUAUCCCGUCCAUCCUCACCAGCAGCAGCAGCAGCAGCAGCAGUACCAGCAGCACCCACACCAGCAGUACCACCACCCCCCGCAGCACUACUACCCCCCGCCGAGUGCCCCCGGAGUUCCAAUAGCACCGGAGGCUUCUCCCCGGAAGAGAGACGAGGAGGCCGUCGGGUCGUCGGUGGYGUCCACGACGCACCUGACUCCCUCCGAAAAGAAGAGGCGGUGCAACGACGUCCCCAAGCCCAGGUCCAACGACAUUCUCUGCGGCCGAGGGGGGUCCAGCAACCGGCACCUGGGAAACAUACACUUUCGGGAGCUGGUGGCGGCCAACAAGCAGGUCUACGUCGGACUCACCAAGAAGCAAAAGAUGCUCGUCGCCAGGAAAAUCGUCGACGCCGUCCACAAAACGGGAGGGAGGUUCCUGGCCAAGGACAUGGACACGGGGUUGUUCUACGACAUUGGGCUGCCCCGAAGCCUGGAAAAGACAUCGCAAGGUGAGUGCUACAGAUGAUUGUUGUGCCCAUGGUUCGUUUGGGAGUGGUUGGUGCCUUCUUUUGGCUCGCGCUUACCGAUUGCUCACCUAUGGUUCCCCUUCGUUCGUUGUUGGUUUGCGAUUCUUUUCUGUACACCGAUCACCGUUCAGCCCUGAGGGAGAAACACUCCAACGAGAUGCCGGUUCCGUCCGUGGAAAGCGAAGGGAUCGAAGCAAGCGUCGAGUCCUACAACAGCACGGUGAAAAACGGCACCGCUGCGGCUGCGGCUUCGGCUGCGACUUCGACUUCCACCGCGAGCGAGAGCAGCGAGGGCAAACAAACCGCGGGGGAGUCGCCCGUCGCGUCGUCUCCUUCCAAGGGUUCCUCCAAGGGUUCCUCCAAGGGUUCCUCCAAGGGUUCCUCCAAGAAUUCCAAGAAUUCCGAAGCUCCGUCGCUGAUCAUUCCGCCCCACCUGGCAAAGAUCUUUGGUCCGAAGCGGUCGCUUUCCGAGGAACGAGACCGGGACACCCGGUACCACCACCAUCACAACCAGCAGCUCUCGCUGUCUCCCGGRAGGCACCACGGCCCGGAUCCACCCCGCGACGGGUAUUACUACUCCUAUCCACCCUCGCCCUACCACGGGAUGCCCCCCGGAUCGCCCCCGUCCCGCUACCAGCCCUACCCCGCCGCGCCGCGAUCCCACCAUGCUCCCUACCCCGCGUCUCCCGUACCGAGCCACGACCGCUACCGGGCAUACUCGCACUACUACUACCAGGGACACCGGGGGCCCCAUCCRAGGACACCCCCCCAAUCCGGCUGGCGGGGCCGUGCCCCCGACGAGGGGUGCCCCUACYCCGGAUACGAGCCCGAGCACGACGAUAGGGAGGCCUACCGGGGCGAGGCCUAUGCCGGGUCCCUCGCGGACCGCGACCACCACCCUUCCCAGGCGUCGCCGCCGCCAUCGCACGGGGGGUCCCUCCCCUCCCCCGUGCCGUACCGCGGCCCGUCCCRGGGCCACCACCGCUCGCCCCUGCGCCACGGUUCCCACCCGCCGUCCCCGCAGCCGACCGCCUACCCUUGCCACGGGCCGCCGCACGCGUCCCCGUCGCUGCCCCCCUAUCCCCCGCCGUCCGCCUACGGCCACGGGGGCCGCUACCGAAGAGAGGCGGCCGCCUGCCCUCUGCCGGCCCCCCGAGAGGCCCCCUCCCGCAGGACGGCGCUCCACCGCAGGGAAGGCAACGCCUCCGCCCGGGGCAYCGACGACCUCUCUCCCUCCCGCCGACGGGACCUCAAGCGGCCCCGCCACGGCGAGGCCCACGCGGACGCGACGCUCUCCUCGGCGGUGAGCAAGUCCCUGACCCUGGACGAGCGCGUCGUGGGCAGGGAACGGGAGCAGCAACAGCAACAGCAACAGCAGCAACAACAGCGACAGCAGCAGCACCCGGGAAGCGCCUCCCCCGGCGGAUCCGGAUCCCCAAACCUGAUUUCUCCCUCCUCGAUGACGCAAUCGGGCCUGCACGCCCGGCGGCACGGUACGGACGCAGCAAGCCUCGACAAAAAGGUGGACAUGUCGGCGCUCUCGGGACUCGCGGCGCUUUCCACCGCUGCCUUUCUCAAGCUGGACGAGGACGACGGCAGCCCGUGAGCACGGAUUCCGUUCGGUUCUUUGCUCGUAUAUUCCUGUGCUGUGGCUCCCAUUCCACCCCGCCCCAAUCCGCGACGCAAACUAACCUCGGGGGGAAUCCCGGUUCCUUCGAUGGAAGAAGACGGAGAAGAUCUGUUUUGUUUGGCACAUGGUGUACACGUGUUGUUUUGAAUUUCUGCUAUUCACUAGUGUUUGGUAUAUGUAUCAUAAAAGUAAAAGAAAUAACAAUAGAAAUCGCUAACCAGU
This is a messenger RNA of Pseudo-nitzschia multistriata, 3221 nucleotides long. The record is from the annotation of a GenBank genome assembly. Lineage: Eukaryota; Bacillariophyta; Bacillariophyceae; Bacillariales; Bacillariaceae.